Molecule: messenger RNA, 840 nt
Organism: Aureococcus anophagefferens
Lineage: Eukaryota; Pelagophyceae; Pelagomonadales; Pelagomonadaceae
Exons: 1
Biological process (GO): L-histidine biosynthetic process
Molecular function (GO): imidazoleglycerol-phosphate synthase activity
Source: RefSeq, a predicted model, not a curated record
GGGCAGCCCGUGGACCUGUGCGCGCGCUACUACGACGAGGGCGCCGACGAGAUCUGCGUGCUCAACAUCUGCGCGUUCAAAGGGGAGGCCGCGGGCGACCUGCCGCUGCUCGGCGUGCUGCGGGCGGCGUCCGAGCGCUGCUUCGUGCCCCUGACCAUCGGCGGCGGCGUCCGCGACUACACGGCGCGGGACGGGAGCGCCGUGUCGGCGCUGGACGUCGCGUCGGCCUACUUCCGCGCGGGCGCGGACAAGGUCGGCGUCGGCAGCGACGCCGUCGCCGCGGCGCUGGCCUACUACGCCGGCGGCGACGGGUCGAAGACGUCGCUCAGGCGCAUCGCCACCCAGUACGGCCGCCAGGCCGUCGUCGUGUCCAUCGACCCGAAACGCGUCUGGCUCGCGGCCGGCGAGGCGCCGCCGGCGUUCCCGGGCCUCCCGGCGGCCGCCGUCGCGGACCACGCCAAGUUCCGGGGCCCCAACGGCGAGACGCGCUGCUGGUACCGCGCGACGACGGGCGGCGGGCGCAGGGACGCCGACCUCGACGUCGCCGCGCUCGCGGCCGCGGCGGAGGCGCUGGGCGCGGGCGAGUUCAUGGUCAACUGCAUCGACUGCGACGGCAAGGGCGACGGCUACGACCUCGAGCUCCUCAAGAUCGUCAAGCGCUCCGUCGCCGUGCCCGUGAUCGCGUCGAGCGGCGCCGGCGAGCCCGCGCACUUCGCGGAGGCGUUCGAACUCGCGCGCGCGGACGCCGCGCUCGCCGCGGGCAUCUUCCACCGCCGGGAGGUCGCCAUCGCCGCAGUCAAGGCCCACCUCAAGGGGCGCGGCAUCCUCGUGCGCGACUAA